AUGGGCGGACGAAAACGGUCCGCUCAACGGCGCUUGGCCAUCCCGCCCCCCAAUGUGGAUUUGCGGGCCAUUCUUAAUCCCAGCCCCGAGCGCCCAGCCUCGCCCUCACCGCCCACACCGCCCACACCGCCCUCACCGCCCGCACCGCCCGAUCGAUGGGAUCGAAGUGAGCGUCGGCGAUGGCGGCAUUCAUUGGAGUCGCGUCCCCGUUCUCCGGUGGUGAUUCCGCGUGCUCCACCCCGUCGAUCUCGAUCGCCUGGCAUGCCCCCGUCGAAAACACGACGGAUGUCGGCCGCCACUCAGGGGACGAGUGGCUCGUGGGAAGAUCGCGUGAACGCUUUCAUGCAGUCUUUAGGCGCACCCACCCCGCCUUCCCCUCCAUUGGGCUCGUCGCCGGGUCCCAGUGAUCCGCCACCCCCUGGUAUCGAGGAAGAUGAAGAAGCCUUUGACGAUCUCAAGGCCACCCCGCUCAUCCGUUAUGUGGCUCAAGCUGGAACUGUACCGUACAUCCGCCUGGGUAAGAAGUUAAACACGCCGAAAGCCGGGAAAAUCAUCGAGCUCAAGCUGGAAGGCGUGUUUCAGUAUAAUCUUCUGUCUUUGCUCUCUCGAUCCGAAUGGGUGGCUGCCCGGGCCAUCGAGUUGUUAGCGCAAGCUGGAUACGACGAAUCCACGCUGUAUCUGAUGGCCACCACCCAAGGGGGUCCGGCUUUGGAGGCUGAGCUGAAAAGUGCCGUUUUCACGGGCAAGGUUAGAAUUGGGCCCAAACCCGAGCUGUUGUCGCAAGUCUUGCGCGUCAUUGAAGGCGUGGUCAAAUAUUUUACGGCUCAAGGCGAUGAGAGUUCUUCCGAUGACGAACUGGAUCCCGUGGAAGAUACCACUGAAAAUAAGCUCAGGGCCAAUCGAAUUCAAUCGGGUUUGGGCUCCACUCUGGCUCGUUUGGCCAGUCAAAAAGCACAAGAGAAAGUGGAGAAUGCGGAAGAAAUCAUGCCCGAGCAGCCGCCGGAAAAUCCGUGGACUCACAUGUACGAUCACAUCCAAGCUCAGAGUCUGAAGUCCUACUCUGAAAUGAAAACAUUCCUGGCCAAGGACUUGUUGCGUAUCGCCGAUGACAAUAUCAGCCCCUCUGGUAAAGGCUUUGAUAUCGCCCAAGAUAUGGUUUUGAGUCUCGUCCUAGUGGGUUAUCGGCUGGAGAACUUGCAACAAUUGGUCCACCAAACUCCAGCCGAAGACAUCUUACCGCCCAAAGAGGGUCUGAUGUCAGCUGAGAGGGGUAAGCGAUUCCUGUUUCAUGUGGUACUCCGCCGAUUGAAGUCCAUGCGUGCCAAUUUACCUCCGUUGAGUGACCUUCAAUUGGAGUAUUUGGUUCGCAAGGCCUUGACCUUUGUCAUGAGAGGUUGCGAUAAGAUGCCCGUUCAAACCAAAGCUCCUCCGGGUUGUAACAUUGUCUUCAACUACUUGCCUCCCGGAUUGAGAGAGUCCGAGAAUCAGGGACAAAACGGUCUUAUUUCCUCAGAAGAUUACGAUCAAAACCGACUCAUCGAUGAAGGCGAAACACCCAAGAAUGGGGCGCCCAUCAACGCUGAAGACAAAGAAUCCACAGAUCCCUUGAAUUCCAUUCUGAACCCUCAGUCCACCGAGGCAUCCUCUAGAUCGAAUGAGAUGCCCAGUCGGAAAUAUCUCUUGGGCUAUAUUCAUUUGGAGUGGGUGAGCAUUCGUGGAAGGCCGCAGAUCUAUGAAGUCAGCUUGCAAAUGUCCGAUAUGUCCUCGAUGAACUUGUAUACUAUGACGGAGCCUCUGAUGAAGGCCUCGGAGACGUUGGAAAUCCUGGGGUUUGUCCGAAAUCCAGAUCGACAAGAAGUGUACUUUGUUCAAGAGGGCUUAGGUUGUACCAAGGCUUUGCGAUUGGAUAAGGCCUUUGAGAAAGUGAGCAAAUUCCUGGAGGAGAAACGCAAUCUCAGCACGGGCGAGAACAAAAACAACGGGCUGAUCCUGGUGUGCUACAGUGAGGAGGAGUUGGCUCUAAUUCAUCGAACGUUCGAAGAAACUGGGCACAAGAAUCUAUUUAUUGAUGUCGUCAAAGGAUUCGGUUGCGUGGAACAUUUCAUCGAUCGAAACAAGUCCAAGAAGUACUUCUACGGUGGCCCCAAGUUCAAUGUCAGUGGCGAAGAUUCAUUCUAUCAAACCGAAUUGAAGCGUGGAAUCCAUGCCACACACUCCAUCUCCAAGUCCAAAGCUGGAUCUUUGUCUCAAGCCUUGGAAUACUUCCUGGAAAGUGCUCCUCAGUACAAGAACUUCAUAUUGCCCACGUGUUGCCCUUCACUCAGUCCAAAGCUCUUGGAGAUACGACGUAAAUUGGUUCAAAUCGAAGAGAUGUACCACCUAGAAGUGUAUAUCGCGGCCCAAUUGAAGAAUCAAAGAACUCAGUUAUUCUUGGAAGGGAUCUUCCAAGCUCACAUGGGCAAAGAUAUUCGAGAUAAACCCAGCGUGGUUGCCAGUCGCUUUUGUCGACUGUUGGUGGAAGCCGGAUUUGAUAAAGGUACAUUGAGCCGUUGCUUCGCCAAGAACCAAGACUUCAGCAUAAACUCCAGCGUGUUCUUGGACAAGAUGAACAUGAGUCAAAGACUUCAGGUCAUGGAUCAAACCAUGCGAUGUAUUCGCCUCAUCCAAACCUACUUUCAACCACAAAAUCCCGAAUCUGAUCAUCAGGGCUGAGAGCGAGCCAGAGGGUGCUCUUUUUUACACUGAGAGGAUUGCAUUUGUGUAUCUCAAAGCUAAAGAGAAAGAAAAUAAAUCUCAGCACUACA
Tigriopus californicus is the source of this 2804-nucleotide messenger RNA. RefSeq lists its product as uncharacterized. NCBI's taxonomy places the organism in Eukaryota, Metazoa, Arthropoda, Copepoda, Harpacticoida, Harpacticidae. Bases 1 to 2712 code for a protein of 903 amino acids. The transcript has 2 exons. The record is from RefSeq and is a predicted model, not a curated record.